AUGCUGCCCCCUGCUGCUCCCUCUCUUGCUGCUGAUCACUCGUCUACACUUUUGGCCGGCCCGCUGGAGCCCUAUGACCCAGAUAAUUACCCUGCAACUGGACAUCUUGGUCAUGGAGAAAUAGGAGGACCGCCGAAAAUUGUGACAUUGCCCAUGGCAUCAAACACAACUCUACGACUCGCAAUGGCAUCCAUGAACCCAGAAAACUAUGAGUUCAUCGAGGACCGCAAUGGCAGAGCUGUCUCCGAAGCAAGAGCUGAGGACAUAAGGAACUUUGCGCAUGCAAUCUGGCAUCAGCUUCGACAGAAGGGGAAGGCGACACCUAAAUGGGGGCUCAUAGACGCAGAGUCACUCACAUUGUACCUUGACAUGAUGGCGAGGCACUUCGAGGAGAUGCGUCUUUGUGACUCUCAUUGGAAGGCCAAGAAGCUUGCAACGAUGGCUUAUCUGACCUUCUACAAGUAUCACGUCAGGCUCAAGGCAGAGGAGCAGAAUAAGCCUCAACCUAAGCCAAGAUUGCUGAAACGCCGCAGCAAGGACAGCCCGAUGCACCUUUCAAAGCGCCGCAAGUCUUCUAGAGGUACCCUAGAUACGUCGUCCUAUCCCUCUGGAAGAGCGAUGCCAACUGCACAGCCUCAGCCAGCUGCCUCUUCAAGCUCAUCUGCUGCUGAACGAGUGGCUGCAAUGACACCCCAUGCUCAUAUUCCCCCCAAGUUCUCCGAACCCACCAUUUUCACGUCUCAGAAAGCAGCCAUUGUAACCGAUGUAUGCAACACCGAUGGCCUCAACACUUCAGUCUCGCUGCCAGCAAGUUUCUCUAUUACUCGUACCACUGGCAAAAUGCCAUCGCUUCAACAGGAGCUCACUAAUGCUACUCAAGAUGCUGCCGCCAUGCUUGCAGUCCAGACACAGCCAACGGCAUGCAAUAUGCCUUCAUCAUGCGACAUGAAUGAUGUUCUUGCCACCACCGAGUCCACUACUACACCCAUUACUGCGAAUUCCAAUGCCUCACUGUCUGUCAUCGAUGACGUUUACUCUCAGUCCAUCUCCCUGGAACCAAUCUUUGGUGCACUUCCCAUGGACAGCACUAACACGCAUGAAACAGAUGACAUUUCUGCUACAGAUUCUCUGCCGCCGUCUGAGGUGCCCGGGGCACACAUGCUAGAGAUUGUAAACCCGCUCCAAUGCAUAACAAGCCUACGCGCUCGUGAAAAGCAACGCGCAGCCUCAGGAACGGAGUUGGCUUCCGCUGCAAGCAGCAAAGAUAGUGCCCUACUUGCCCUUGCCCAGAUCGCUUCUGGAUCGCAGGCAUCCUCUGCUCAAGAAGAUGUGGCCACACAUCCAACAUUGGCUUUCGAAGUCAAGCAGAAGAAUCAGACAAAGCCAGUGAAGCUGCAUUACAACAAGAAUUCGAACUCUGUCAGGAAUCUCUAUCUCAAAGACUACCUUGAACUCCAUCCUAACGCAACCGAUAAGAAUGCUUUUGAAGCGUCAUUCUGA
Laetiporus sulphureus 93-53 is the source of this 1500-nucleotide messenger RNA. RefSeq lists its product as uncharacterized. NCBI's taxonomy places the organism in Eukaryota, Fungi, Basidiomycota, Agaricomycetes, Polyporales, Laetiporaceae. The transcript has 8 exons. The record is from RefSeq and is a predicted model, not a curated record. The coding region runs from base 1 to 1500 and encodes 499 amino acids.